AUGCUGAACAACGCCUGGGGGAAACCUGAUGUCGCCACGUCGGAGAUUCAGGACUUCAAGAAAGAUGUUGGCCAGUUCUUCAACAAACUCAUCUGCAAGCAAAAGGCGGAAAAUAUCCGGACUCUGAAAAAUGCGAAUGCAGAACUGAACAAACAACUGGCGGACGCCCAAGCCUCCUCGGAACUUGAGAACCUGCGCUCCUCGCACCAAGAGUUGGAGACAAAACUAAUGGAGGCGGAACAGAAGAAGGAGCAAGCCGAGAAACAGCUGGCGGAGAAAAACUCCGAACUGACCAGGGAAAAGGGGGAAUUUUUAUUGAAGAGAAAUGCUGACAGCGAGACCAUCAAGAGGCAGCAGAAAGAACUCAAUGGGCUCCGGAAAUAUAUGGAGACCGCAUAA
Messenger RNA from Lolium perenne, 399 nucleotides. The record is from RefSeq and is a predicted model, not a curated record. NCBI's taxonomy places the organism in Eukaryota, Viridiplantae, Streptophyta, Magnoliopsida, Poales, Poaceae.